UCUUUGAAAAAGAGUUCUGGUCAAAUUCAUGACUUCAUUAUUGAACCAAGUUAUCACACGACUAAAUAAUUUGUACCAUAAGUUGGAUCUAUUGAAUGUCGAUAUGUUCUGAAAAUUUCAAUUAGCUAAUCCAUAUUAUCCAUGGGUUUCCAGGUUAUAGUUGAUCUUCUCGUGAUUAUGCUAGUGCUUACAAUAAGAGGAGUUGAAGCAGCAAAAGCAGAAGAUUCUGAUACAGAGGAGUGCUGGAACAAAAGAUGCUCCCAUCGCGGCCCAGAUAUCCGGUUCCCAUUUUGGCUCAAAGACCGGCAGCCUGCGCACUGUGGCUAUCCUGGUUUCGGAGUUUCUUGUCACAGAGGUCAAACUCUACUGGAGUUCCAAUACCUUGCAAACACAUCUCUCGAUGAAACACAGCUCUUUCUUUCGAAAAAUAUAUCCGUCCAAUCGAUCAACUACUCAUCUCAAGAGAUAGUGUUUGUUAGUCACCAGCUAACUAACAAUCUUAAACUUGUUAACCUGUCAAAUUCAUCCCUGUUUGCACCUACUCACUUUGAAAACAUACGUCCUUCUAGGUACGCAGAACAAAUAGCAGGAGGUCAUUAUAUAUACUCAACUGCUACUUUUGUCAGUUGUUCCUCAAGAAUCAAAGAUAAUUAUGCUUUCUAUGGAUUGCUCCCUGGAAUGCUUACAUCCGUCAGUGGGCAAACUUUCCCAGUCUACUCUUUGGGGGAUGUAAGACGCAGGUUAUUUCUACCAUCCGUAACCUCCUGCACCAAGGUGUUUGAUUCUACUCUCACAUAUGAACUUCUUGAGGCAUACAAUAGCUUUGUCAUGAAAUGGUCAACUCCAAAUUGUGGGAAAUGUGAAGCCAGGGGGCAGUACUGUAAGCUGAUGAAGAAUAGUAACAACCAAACAGCUGGUCUCAGUACUAUAUGCUUCUCCAGAGGUCGACGACAUAGGGAUUCAGUUGAGCCUAUUACAAGUAAAAUUGCAGGUGCUAUUAUUCUAGUGCUUGUCCUCGUAGUAUUACUGUAUUAUCUAAUUAGAACAUAUAGACAAAGAAAAUAUGAUGAACUGAAAAUCGAAAUGUUUCUGGCGGAUUACCAAGCCAUGAAACCGACAAGAUACUCAUAUGUUGAUAUUAAGAAAAUCACUGGUAAUUUUCGUGAUAAAUUAGGACAAGGAGGUUAUGGGUCAGUCUACAAAGGUCAGAUCACCAGUGAAAUUUUUGUAGCAGUUAAGGUCCUAAAUAGCGACCCAAAAGCUAAUGGGGAAGAUUUUAUUAAUGAAGUGGGAACUAUAGGGCGGAUUUAUCAUGUUAAUGUUGUUCGUUUGGUGGGGUACUGCGCUGAUGGCUGCAAUCGAGCUCUAGUUUACGAGUUUCAACCUAAUAAUUCUCUAGAAAAGUUCACAUACAGUGGAAAAACUCAUCAGAACAAUUUCCUCGGCUGGGAGAAGAUGGAAGAAAUCGCUCUAGGCAUAGCUAAAGGAAUUGAUUAUCUUCACCAGGGGUGUGCUCAGCAGAUCCUGCACUUUGAUAUCAAACCUCAUAAUAUCCUAUUGGACCAUAAUUUUAAUCCCAAAAUAUCUGAUUUUGGGUUGGCCAAGUUGUGUUCCAAGGACCAGAGCAUUGUGUCGAUGACUAUGGCUAGGGGGACCAUUGGCUAUAUUGCACCAGAAGUGUUUUCUAGGAAUUUCGGGAAGGUGUCAUCCAAAUCAGAUGUUUACAGUUUUGGAAUGUUAUUGCUUGAGAUGGUGGGAGCAAGGAACAACAACUCAGUAGAAAACAGCAGUGAAACAUACUUCCCGGAAUGGAUAUUUCAUCAUUUGGAGGAAGGUGGAGAAGUAGCAAUUCAAAUAGAGAAAGAAGAAGAUUCAAAAAUAGCAAAAAAAUUAACAAUUGUGGGAUUAUGGUGCAUAGGGUGGCAUCCAGUGGACAGACCUUCGAUGAAGCAUGUUGUUCAUCUGCUAGAAAGCAAAGAAUGUCCGUCGAUGCCACCUAACCCGUUCGGAAAAUCAAGUGUCAGGUCCUUUACAGAAGAUCUAGAAGUUAUUUCUGAAUCCAACUGAUAAAUUGAUUGCUACUGUGUCUGUGACCUGUAUAUUGAAAACCUCUUUAUUGCUGGCAAGAAUCGUUCAGCAUCAUAAAGGGAUUUUCCGUCAAUAAGAUUGUUUUUAUAUCACACUAUUUAAUGAUUUAGGUUGCUGUACUAUUAAAUAACAGUCUUAAGAAUUUUUGA
Molecule: messenger RNA, 2237 nt
Organism: Daucus carota subsp. sativus
Lineage: Eukaryota; Viridiplantae; Streptophyta; Magnoliopsida; Apiales; Apiaceae
Product: rust resistance kinase Lr10
Exons: 2
Coding region: 142-2067 (641 amino acids)
Biological process (GO): protein phosphorylation
Molecular function (GO): polysaccharide binding; protein kinase activity; ATP binding
Source: RefSeq, a predicted model, not a curated record